This is a messenger RNA of Periconia digitata, 2149 nucleotides long. Lineage: Eukaryota; Fungi; Ascomycota; Dothideomycetes; Pleosporales; Periconiaceae. The record is from the annotation of a GenBank genome assembly.
CUGAUAUAAUAAACCCUUUAACUCUGCCUCGAAUCGUUUAGUUCCUUGUACAGCGACCAAUUCUCGCAAAAUCGCAGUAUCCUCACAUUUCCCAAUUCGGGUGCUGACCCACCCCACCAUGAUCACAGCCCCGAUGAUCCUAUAUUCCACGCACACUUUGUUCACGUCAAUCCUCUCCACCUCGCACUUUCUUGAUUCCUCUCUAAAUCUUUUGCAUAAGUUCAUCCCAAACAGCUUGAAUCUGACUUUGAGGGACUGAUCAUAGCGGGGCAACACGGUUUCAGCUCUAGGCAUCCACCAUCGUACUUCAGCCUUGUCUCGGCGGAUCAGAAACAUAAAGCAGCUUGUUGUUGAUUGAGGCCAUCGCGAUCACUAAGACCCGUCACAGUUCACUCACCACGAAACACGGUGAUUCGCCUACAGACUCCAGGACAUCAAAUGCAACAUGCGACUUCUCGACGUGCAUACUAAGAAGCUACACACGUUCUACAACGACAUUCCGCCGUACGCUAUAUUAUCGCAUACAUGGCUUUUGGAUAGCGAGGAAGUCACUUUCGCCCAAAUACAACAUCCAGAGCGAUGCGCGCGCACCAAAGGCUUCGAAAAGAUUGAAUUUCUGUGCCGUCAAGCUGCAGAGGAUGAACUGCAGUACGCUUGGAUUGAUACGUGCUGCAUCGACAAGACUAGCAGUGCCGAGCUAUCAGAGGCUAUUAAUUCCAUGUUUGACUGGUAUAAGCAAAGCUAUGUCUGCUAUGCAUUGCUUACAGAUAUCGAUAGCAAAGUGGACAGUUUCCAUAAUAGCAGGUGGUGGUCAAGAGCAUGGACAUUGCAAGAGCUGUUGGCUCCGUUGACGCUUAUAUUUUACGAUAAAAAUCACGAACAAAUCGGAACGAAGGCUUCGAGGGCGUCCGAGAUAGCGAAAGCUACUGGGAUUGAUGAAGAGCUUCUCAAGCUGCCUUUGUAUCUGGAUAUUGGCAGCUUCAGUGUUGCGCAGCGCUUAUCUUGGGCCGCGAAACGCGUGGCGACUCGCACAGAAGACAUCGCCUAUUCGCUUCUUGGCGUGCUCCAAGUCAACAUGCCUCUGUUGUAUGGUGAAGGGGAGAGGGCGUUCGCGCGAUUGCAACGUGAGAUUCUGCAAAAAGAGCUGGAUCAGAGUCUAUUUGCAUGGUCAUUCGAACGGCAUCCCGGACGCAAUAUUCCAGACAAAUACGGAGAACGGUUUAGAGAUGGCAACGAAGGUGGCUUAUUAGCUUCGCAUCCGGCGCAAUUUGCAAACUGUGGGGGGAUCAGCAUGUUGCAACCUUACAGCUUGAGCUCCGAGAUCCGCGAGUUUGCUGGCGGUCAUCAGUUGGAGAUGUACAUUUUCCCAUGCAAGGUGAACUCUCAUCUCGGGCCCUACUAUGUCGGUCUGCUUCCGUGUACACAUGUUGGGUUCCAGGAUAGGUUCGUUGGCAUCCUUUUACGACAGCUGGGAGAUAGCGCACCGAUAUCUACAAGCGACAGGACGUCGCCCGUACAAGCUAGCUUCACGCGAGUAACUGUAUUGUCAUUUCUGGUACACAAAAGCGAAGCUCAUGAUGCUAUACGUAUUCCCAUUCAUAUCAGACGCGAAUCCCACCAAGGUGCAUUCAGUCCCACAAUUAGAAUGAGCGGCGGAGGGGAUCAACUGGAAACGCGUACCAUCACGAUCGUCAACGGCACAUCCUACACAUUCGGGGGAUACUCUUCAAAAACUUGGAAACACGUCACAAAUCAACACUCCCAUCAGUAUAUUGAGUCAUGCGCAUCUCCUGGCUCACACAGCUCUGUAAUACUGGGCUUCCUGAGUGAAGAAUUUCCGAGAACUUUGCUGAUAGUGAUACUCGACCUGGACUGUGACUCUGAUGUCUCCUGCGAUUUCAUAUUCGUGAAGUUCUUCCAAGAUAGUGACAAACCAGUCAAAAGAUUACUAGAUAAUGUGCGAGAUGGCGAUCGAUCAUUGGAUAUCCAUCGAUUUGAGGAAGGCGAUGUGGAAGUGAAGGUGAAGACUCAAACAAUUUUUGGGGAAGUACUUCGCGCUCUGCAUCUGGAGCGAAAGAUUGUCAAGCUUUCUGCUUAUGAAUCUUGGGGCAUGGCUCUGGAGCUGGCGGAAGAAGAUGAGUUUGAUUAA